Molecule: messenger RNA, 2339 nt
Organism: Cryptococcus deneoformans JEC21
Lineage: Eukaryota; Fungi; Basidiomycota; Tremellomycetes; Tremellales; Cryptococcaceae
Product: expressed protein
Exons: 4
Coding region: 260-2152 (630 amino acids)
Source: RefSeq, a predicted model, not a curated record
AAACGAUGUCCUUCCUCCUUUGUUCUGCUUGGGACCCGAAAGGUUCACAACUCUUUUAUCUUCCCUCCAAAUGCCCUGUCAUUACUUCCCAUCGUAUCUGCACUCAAAGCAGCCAUUUACUCUUCCCAUCUCUUAUCUCGACGAAACGACUGAUGUUUGUUCCCUCGGCUGAACGACUAUCGUGUUCUGUAGUGCAGUGUCCCAAGGACAGUCUUUUGAUAACCAAUCACGGCUAUCAUCUUUAACAAACAGUGUUGCAAUGUCUUCAGUCGCUCACUCAUCUCUGCCACAAUUCCGCACGAAGUACCAUGCCUCCUCUAAUGGAACACAAGAUGGACAACCAGUGACAGCUCCUCUUCCUUCCCUACCACCACCAGAGCCACCAACACCUGCUCCAGGAGAAUCCAUAAAGGACAUGGAUGACAACGUCCAAAGUCACGAGAAGAUAGCGAACAGCAGCCCUAUCACCCUUUCUCCUCGCACCCCUUCUUCACGGCCUCUAUCGCCCGAUUUGCCAAACCGAGACGCUUUAUAUUUAUUCUGCAAUUUUUCCAGCUACAUGAGAAGUCCUCAUGAGGGUUGCGAUUGUAUAAGCCCCGAAGAUUUCAGGGAUACCAUAAGGCUCCUUGACCAUGCUCGUUUCCUAGCAGCACAACGGCGAUCAAAUGUUCACAUCUUGCACCUGAAAUAUCGAUUUCAAGGUCAGCAUAAGACUUUCCGCUCCCCGCAUUCUUUCGCAAAUAACCAGUUACCAUUCAAUCACCGUGACAAUGCCGGAAGAGCGCGAAACCCUGUGCCUCAGCCAUUUGCCGUCUUACAUGACCCAGUGAUGAAGAUUGAUUAUAUGGAGAAUGGCAUCUUUGAACCUUUGCCUGCACAAGCUAUAUUCAGUCACAUAGCCAAAUCGUGUCAGCCACCACCUCGCAUCAUCGUUAUAUCCUACGUUCAUUCCAAAGUCACAGAAAACCAUCUCUCGUCUCUGUCCACAUGGGCCAUCACUUCAUCUCCCCCAAUGUACAUAUUUUCUCCUAUUGAGACUCGCCUCCGGGAGCAACGUCCUCUUCAUCUUGCUCUCAACCAUGCCAUCCCCAUGUCAAUGUACGCCUGGCCGUUAGAAGCUCAGCUAAGUUAUGAAGCAGACAGGCCACAAUGUAGAUCAGUGAGAAGUUCUUCAACAGGAAUAAGGGCAAACUGGGAGCAUUACAGAAAAGCUUCAGAGGGCAGCCCAAUACUCCUAACCCGGCGGAUUAGCGAACAAAACACACCUGUCGUAAACAAGCAAUCCCAUUUAGAUUCAAGCAGCAGGAAAACCAGAUAUCCACCUGAUCCUGUCGCAUCUCUCACUAUUAUCAUGUCCUCGCUUGAGACUCUGUCAAUCAUCAAGGAUAAGGGUGAUGGAAACAAAAACUCUGCCCCCAAUAGUGCGCCGUUACCUUGGUGUGUCCCAUCUCAAAGUUUGACCUCUAAAAUCCCUUCCAUAGAUCGCAUACCUCUCUGGCAACUUGCCCCAGGUGUCGGUAUACUACACGGUAGCACUUCUGCUUCCAUUGGUAUUCACAUCAGUGAUUUCUCUGCCAUCAAUUUGGUUGGAGAAAGCGGCGAUGUGAAGCAAGGCGAGGCAGAUAAGAAGAUCAAAGAACGUGAAGUAGAGGGGCUAGGUAUCAAGACAGAAGUUAUGGGCAUGAAUGAACUGAGAGCGACAGAUGGGACUGGGGUGACAAGUGAAGCUCUUGAAGCAACGGCCUUGCUCGAACGCCCAAUCUCUAGGCCAUCAAGUACUGCCCCGGUCCCAGUAGGUGCACCCGGGGCCAAAACGGGCUCCUCAACGAACACGCACGCAACAGCGUACCCGACGACUCAUCUUACACGAUCUGAUCCAAGCACAAAAAGUAUUGCCAGGCCUUGGCGCUCGCUGAGCAGUCAGUCAUGGCCUGCACCGGUAAGCAAGGCCCCCGGUUGGCGGAAGGGCAGGAAAGAGAUGAUGGAAGAUACUUUGGAAGAAUUGGGAUUGGGUCAUACCGAGACUGAGUUGGAGCACGAGAUUUUGCAAGAAGCCGUAGAUCCAGCUCUCAAUACUGAGGGAAUAAGUUUAUCCUGCGGAACAGUUACUGAAGAAGAGAGUAACCUGUUAAAUUUGUUAAUGUGUCGAUGAUUACGAAGGUAACUAUUGUGUGAGACCAGCCAAAAACAUGCAUCAGCGAGACAAACAUCGGGGAUGCCUACAGAAACAUAAAUAGGCGGCCGAGGGGAGAAAGCGAACCCGCUUCCUCACUUGCCAGCAGCAAAGAUAUGGCGAUGCAGUAUGGCACAAAGAGAGUGUCGGAGGUGAUACAACAUAA